GUUGAUUCAAAGUGACGAAGCCCGAAACUCCGAGAGGGAGGAAUACUGUCGUGGUGGGAUCGGGGAGGAUGUUGCAGUUCCCGGCGUUCAUGACGCAGUACCCAUCAUCUACGAGGACGAUUCCGACGUUGUUCCUGCUACCAUCUCAGUGGUCCCAAGCUCAAAACGAAGAGCUACUCCUCGCCAUGGAGGAGUCCAAUUUCGAGGAAAAGAUAAAUGAAAUCAGAGAAACUAAUAGAAACUCAAUUGUGAUUGGGAAAACCACUGCUGAUAAUGAUAAAGAAGAGGAUGAUAAUGAAGCAGAUGAUGAUGAUGCUGACAAUGCCGAGGAAUCAGAGGGUGAGGAAUUUGAGCAAGAAACCGGCUAAAGAUGAUGGGCAUAUCUUUGUUUAUUGCAGGAUUCUACUCUGCAUUUGCGUAUGUUGUCUCAUCGACUCUGAAAUUUAUGACCAACUUCUCAAAUGACUCCCUAAUGUUUGUUAUGAUAUUUGUGAACUCAAACUCCAUGUCCCGUAACAUUUUUAAUCUCUUUUGAUUAUUCCUAUUGUGAGGAAGAUUAAAAGUACAUGUUCAACUCCUUGAGUAGCAUCAUUAGACUUGUUAAAUAGGUUGGAUUGGGUGAGAUUGAAUUUAAUUACUUAUAUUAUAAGUUUAUACAGUUUAAUUAUUUCAAAUUUUGAAUUAAAGGAUUAGACUUAUG
Rubroshorea leprosula is the source of this 700-nucleotide messenger RNA. NCBI's taxonomy places the organism in Eukaryota, Viridiplantae, Streptophyta, Magnoliopsida, Malvales, Dipterocarpaceae. The record is from the annotation of a GenBank genome assembly.